Molecule: messenger RNA, 2856 nt
Organism: Rotaria sp. Silwood2
Lineage: Eukaryota; Metazoa; Rotifera; Eurotatoria; Philodinida; Philodinidae
Source: the annotation of a GenBank genome assembly
AUGUCACAAAAUCAAAUCAUUGAUAGUUGGUUAAAAAAUAUUGAAGAACCUACAUUUGAAAAACCAGAUAGUUAUGAUGAUGAUGAUGAUUUAUAUGAAGAUCUAACUGAAAAUCAUCAACAUUCUGAGCAAAGUACAGUACAUGAAGCUUCAGCGCGUGGAAACAAUAAUCGAAAAUCAUCAAAUAACAGUAGUACAAAUAAUCUUAGCGAUGAACCUGAUAAUAGUACAAAUAAUGGACGAUGUGCAGCUCCAUUCAAUAAUAAAUAUGGUGCUGAUAUUCGACUUUAUAAGUCAAAAAUUAAAUCUCGUGCUCAUAAUCGUACUGAUUUAACUAAUAAAAAGAAACAAAUUCGAUCAGAAUCUUCUUCAUCAAUAUCCUCUAUCGAAAUAAUUCUUUCAAAAGGAGAUCAAGGUCGAAUUCAACGAAUUUGUAAUCAAUCAACAAAAUUAAUUGAUUGUUGUUAUACAGAUGAAAAACGAAAUAAAACAUUUAAAUUACUUCUUGCACGUAUAAGAAAACUUGAAAAACUCCAUGGAAAAAAUCUUUCAACAAUAUUAUAUGAAAAAGAAUCAAUAUUCUAUUCACUUGUUUGUCAUGUUGCACAAAAUAAUUUUCUAUUUACAAAUGAUCAAUAUUUAGCAUUAUAUGAUUUAAAACAUAUUUUAUUACCACAAAAAUAUAAUUUAUUAAAUCAAGAUCGUUCAAUAUUUUGUCGACAACGUAUAUUAAUACCUUUAAAUAUAAUUACAGAAUAUAUUAAAACUCAAUCAAAAAUUCAACAAUUGAUAUUAGAUGAUUUUCAAGAACAUAUUAUUCGUUCAGCAUCAUCAAUAUCAACAAUAUUAUUUGAUUUAAUUAAAUAUGUAUUGAAAUCAAAUAUAUAUAUUGAUAUAAAAUAUUUGGAAUAUUUUUCAAAAACAAUUUUAUUUGAUACGAAAAAAAAUAUUUUUUCAAAUGAACAACUUGACGAACUUCAUAUAUAUUAUAAUAUUCUUAUAAAAAAUUUUGAACGUGAUAAUCCAAUACAGGCAUGGAAAGAACGGAUAGUUUUAUUUAAAAACGGUAAUAUAAUACCAAAUGAUUUCGAUCAAUGGAUUUCAGAAUUAGAUCAAGUUUUUAAUAAAACUCUUAUUAAAAAAAGAAAAUCUCAAAAAAAUGUUCUUCAACAUGCUAUGUGGUAUUUUAUUAUUUUAACCAUGGCUAGUAGUCGUCAUUUAAAUCAAGAUCAAUAUGAAUGUGUAUUAAAAUCUGGUAUUCAAUCGACAUUAUUUAAUUCCAAACAAAAAUUUUAUUUUCAAUAUUAUUUAAAUCAAGGACAUGCACCAAUAAUUAUUGAUGAAUUAAAUCACGUUGAAAAGAAGUUACGAAGUCAAAGUAUUGACGACAAAAUAUUAGCAUAUGAACAAAUGAUAAUCAUACUUGAUAGACCAAAACCAGAAUUUAAGAAUGAACCAUUAGAACAAUUUUCUUCUUCUGAAAGUAAUAGUUUAACUCAAACUAAUGAUCAGUCUAAACUGUCAGACGAUUUAAUUCCAAUAAUUGAUGAUCAUGUUCUACUUUAUUUGAUUUCUCGUAUUGAAAUGUUUUCUUCGGAUGCCAUUACAUUUACAACUGAACAAUUUAAAGAAUUACUCGAUAAAUUUCUUCAUCAAUCAACAAUUGUUCGUCCAAUACCAUAUGCUGAGCAACAACGUUUCUUAUCAUUUUAUUCUCGUUCAAUAUCAUUAAAUGAAUUGAAAACUCAUUCUCUAUCAACAGAAUCAGAUUUAAAUCAUUAUUUACUAUUACUUAAAAUUAGACCAUUAAAGAAAAAUGAUAAACUAUAUGAUUAUUUGACUACAACAGUUAUAAAUAUAUUUAAAAAUCGACAAAAAUUUUCUAAUGAAAAAUGUCAAGACUUAAAAAAUAAUCUUCUAAUAAUUAAUCGAACUAUUCUCAAUCAAUUACUAAAUAAUAUUCUUUUAAAAGAUUGUCAAAAUAAUCAAGAUAAUGAUCAAACUAUCAAUCAAAUAGAAAUUAUAUUAAAAUUACAAAAUGGAAAAUAUGCUAUUGCAGGAUGGAAAAGAUCAAUGAUGAGUUUAUUAGAAAUUCUUUUCGAUCGAUCAGAUAAUUAUGAACAAUUAAAAGAUAUUGCACUACAAUCACCCAUGUUUCAACAGACUAUAUUUAAACAACAAAUAGAAUCUUAUGCAAAAAAGAAUUCAGAUAAUCAAUCUGAUGAAAAUGAAGAAUCUUCUGCUAUUCCAAAAAAUAAUAAUAAAAUCAAUAUUUCUAAUGUACAUUGUGAAUUGUUUCGUCAUUUGGAAUCUGAUGAUACAUCAAUGAAUGCACUUAUUAUACGACAAUUACGUGGAUAUCUUGUUGAUGAGCAACUUUCAUCAGAAAUUUUACUUCCGAAAUUUAUUCAAGCUCUUCAAUUUAUAUUUCAAAAUUCUCAAAAAUUUCCUGAAGUAUCACUGGAUGAAUGGACAACAUUGAUUGCUAAAAAUCGUGGAAAAAUCUUUUCAAAUGAUGCUCAAUGUGAUCAAUUAUUAAUGGAUAUACAUUUCGUUCGUUGUAAUAUACCAACAGAUACAUUAAAUUUAUUAAAUCGUUUAAUUCAAUCAAAGAAAGCUUAUGAACGACAUGAUGGUCUUAGUAAAUUAAUUUUACUUUUGAAAAAUACACAAAUAAAUCAUGAAAAAAGUCAAAUAAAAAAUCUACCAACAAUAUCAAAUCAAUUUUAUAAGACAAUAACUCGUAUUGUAUUCGAUGAAAAAUUCAAUAAUCAUCAAGUACGACAAUGUGUAACAGCAGCUAGAAAUUCUUGGCUAUUAAAUAAUGAUCAUAGAGAAAAACUGAAUAAUAUUUAG